AUGAAUUUCGGAUCAAUGCUUAGUGUAGGGGGAAACAGUGUUCCAAAGAGACCCCUUCGUGCAAAUCCUGUAUUAGGAACAGAUGGCAGUGCAAUUACAGCCCGAAACUGGUCCGGACUCCACUUACAAGAAGGUAAGUCCAAGACUGAGAUUUUGCCUCGUCUCAUGUUGACACAAUAUAGCAACCUUACGGCAGCCGAGGAACGAGUGAGAGAACUAGAAGCUGUUAUCUCCAAGUUGGUUCCAGGUAUCAACCUGAAAUCCGUCUUGAAAUCUGCUCAACAUGUGCCGCAAGAAUCUAGCGGGACUGAAAAUCCAUCUCUACAGACAGGAUCUGGAAAUGGCAUUGCAUCCGGAGUAGAAAGUCUCCCGAACGAAGCAAAUGGGUUUGAUUGGAUGGAACACGAACUCACAUUUGACCGACUUGUUGAUGGAAUGGCUGCCCUAUCAGUAAACCCCACGGGUGCAGGAUAUCUAGGGGCAACAUCUAGUGUCGCCCCGCUUCGAGCACUUCUGAAUGGAGGACAAGGUCAAGAGUCUGGCUCUUCCUUCAAUAGCCUACAGUUACCUUUCGGCAGUGAUGUUCCGUUCACAAACCGUGUACCUCAGAAUCUGAUGCUCUCGCAUGUUCAUGAGGUCAGCUAUAUUGAUGCAUAUUUUAGCCAUUACCAUACUACAUAUCCGUUUCUACAUGAAGCAACCUUUCGAGCACAAUACAAUGGUACCCAUCCAAAGCCCGAUGGGCUUUCCUGGUUCAUGCUUCUCAAUACUGUUUUAGCUUUGGGCGCCUGGUGUGUUGGAAAUGACCAAACAUCCAUGGAUGACUACUUUUAUCAAAAAUUGCUCAAAGUCACUGCUGAAAGCUCAGUGUUUGAAAGUGGAAAUCUCACACUCGUGCAGGCAUUGCUUUUAUUGAGCAAUUAUACACAGAAACGAAAUCGACCAAAUACAGGCUGGAAUUAUUUAGGUCUCGCCGUUAGGACAGCCGUCAGUUUAGGGUUACACAAGGAUUUCUCUGCCUGGCAGAUCACCCCUCUUCAGCGGGAGAUGAGACGUAGAGUCUGGUGGGGCCUUUUCAUCUUCGACAGUGGAGCAUCCAUCACUUUCGGUCGGCCUGUCCUCUUGCCUCAGCCUGGAUUAAUGGACGUCUCUGAAGUCCUAAAUAUUGAUGAAGAGUCUUUGACAGCAACCUCAGCUGCUCCCUCGUCAGAAAUUGAAGGUCCUACAGUAUACACAGGUCUGAUAGCACAAUCGAAGUUCCACCUUAAAACGAACUCGUUACACGACCGCCUCAUCUCACGUCCCGGACCAUCAAUCCAAGAGAUCCUCGAACUUGAGUGCGAAAUUGACAAGUGUGGUAAAUACCCGCCGAUAUAUUUCCGACAGGAUUCCUCAUCGAUAGGGCAUUAUAGCGCAUUUCUUUUCAGUCAAUACCGCUUUUCCUGGCGAGUGUGGAACAUGAAGAUAAUGCUUCUACGUCCAGUUCUUCUCCGAUGGUCAGCUAAACACAAAGCAGCAGAAGGCAACAAUAUAACGGAGACUGAAGAAGAAAAGCGCUGUCGUCAGAACUGCUUGGAACACGCUCGUGCUACAAUUGCAUCAAUUUCCGAAUUCAUGUCAAUAUGUAAUGACUCGAGAUUGAGCACGUGGUAUAUACUAUAUUUUUUAUUCCAAGCUGCACUAAUUCCAAUCCUUCUCCUAAUGACCGACGCAUCCGACGCAGAUGCUCAAUCGUGGUUACAAGACAUCCUUACGGCACAUGGACUUAUUCAGCGUACAGCAGUCGACAAUGACCUGGCGUUGAGAUGCUUGUCAAUGCUCAAUCAGCUUUGCUCCCCAGUGUUUGACGCUCCGAUUCCUGAAGACGUUCUACUGAAUCCCGAGCUUUUUGAAGGAGGGUUUGCACCACAGUCAUUUGAUGAUUUUGGUUUGAUGGAGUUUGGCGACUGGCAAGGGCGAGGCUAUCAGUAA
Glarea lozoyensis ATCC 20868 is the source of this 1971-nucleotide messenger RNA. RefSeq lists its product as uncharacterized. Bases 1 to 1971 code for a protein of 656 amino acids. Gene Ontology annotation, cellular component: nucleus. Gene Ontology annotation, molecular function: DNA-binding transcription factor activity, RNA polymerase II-specific; RNA polymerase II cis-regulatory region sequence-specific DNA binding; zinc ion binding. The transcript has 5 exons. The record is from RefSeq and is a predicted model, not a curated record. NCBI's taxonomy places the organism in Eukaryota, Fungi, Ascomycota, Leotiomycetes, Helotiales, Helotiaceae. Gene Ontology annotation, biological process: positive regulation of transcription from RNA polymerase II promoter by galactose; DNA-templated transcription.